UGAUUUUCAAUUAUUGGAUUAUUCACUCUCACCCUAAGAUCUGCAUACACGUAUGAACCUGUUUUUGUGGCUGUUUUCUUGUAUUUGGUGGCGUAAAGAUUUGAACUUUUUUAUAUAUAAAAGAAUCCUUGUUUGGGUGGAUUUUACAGCCAGAACCGAGCUGGCAGGAAUUGGGUUGCUUCUUGGUUUCUUAUAAAUAAGUUUAGUCAAAUGGGUUCUGUGAGUUUUACUGGUUUCUUCAUCAUUAGCUUUGGUGAAAGUGCGUCUCUUUUUAAGAAUCAAAGCUUGCUUUGCUUGUCUACUAAGAAGUCAGCAGUGGAUUGGAUUGAUGUGCAAUGCAGAGGUCGCGGAGAGCUCUUCUGCAAAGAAGAGCUUUGGAAAGGGUCAUGUCCGGAAGAAGCCGCUUGUAUAAGGUUUCUUUAUCUUUAGUUCUUGCUCUCUGGGGAUUCGUCUUCCUUAUCAGCUUAUGGUUUAGUCAAGGCGAUGGAUACAGAGCUAUGAUCAUUGGAGUCAAUACGUUGGGCAGGCAGGCUGACAUUCAAUAUAGCUCUACAGCAUCUCCAGCCGGAUUAUCAACUUGGAAUGAAACUACGCUGGAUCAUGAUGAGCAGUCUGAUUCUGUAGAACUAAAUAAGCAAGCAGAUCCAGUUUACUCUUCUGAAGGUGUGUGCACAAAUGGUGUUGAAAGUAGUAUUUUAAAUGGUGAACUUCUCGGUGAAGGAAACAGACAUCAGGCCUCAGAUGAAGGAACUGCAAAUUAUGACACGGCUGUUGCUGACCAACCAGAGUUGGAGAAAACUAGUUCAGCAGUGAAAAUUGACAUUGAUGCUCCAAAUAAUGACCGCCUGCCUCGUGCUGUGCCUCUUGGUCUGGAUGAAUUUAAGAGCAAAACAUUUAGUUCAAAAAGUAAAUCUCUAAUUGGCCAGGCUGGAGGCAUAAAACAUAGAGUGGAGCCCGGUGGUACAGAGUACAAUUACGCUUCAGCUGCAAAGGGAGCCAAGGUCUUGGCUUUUAACAAGGAAGCCAAGGGUGCUUCUAAUAUCAUAAGCAGAGAUAAGGACAAGUACCUUCGCAAUCCAUGUUCUGCAGAAGAAAAGUUUGUUGAUAUAGAGCUUUCGGAAGAAACCUUGGUAGACACAAUAAAAAUAGGUAAUCUUGAACACUAUUCAUCUAAUUUAAGGGAUUUUGAGCUGCUUGGCAGUUUGGUUUAUCCAACAGAUGAAUGGGUUAAGCUUGGGAAUUUCACUGCUGCAAAUAUUAAGCUUGCGCAAAGGUUUGAUAUGGAGGUACCCAAGUGGGUGAGAUAUAUAAAGUUAAAGCUUUUGAACCAUUAUGGUUCAGAGUUCUAUUGCACAGUCAGUGUUAUUGAAAUUUUUGGAGUGGAUGCUGUAGAGCGAAUGCUUGAGGAUUUAAUUUCUGUUAACGGUGACCAGAAGCCUGCGACCUCCCACCCAGAAUCCCCCGAUGGUGAUGAUCUUUUUGAUAUUGAUAACGAAGUGGAACCUCAAGCUGCAGUUGAAUCUAAUGUAAACAGUGAAGUAACCAAAAGUGAUGUGCCUGAUCCUAUCAAAGAAGUACUUCAUCAACAAGGUAGUAGGAUGCCUGGGGACACUGUUCUUAAGAUACUAAUGCAGAAAGUCCGUUCAUUGGAUUUUAGUUUAUCACUACUUGAGCGAUACCUUGAGGAAUCAAAUUCAAGAUAUGGAAGUAUCUUCAAAGAAUUUGACACAGAUAUGGACGGGAAAGAGUUGGAGUUACAGAAGAUCAAAGAACACAUAAGAAAUAUUCUAGAAAACCAGGACAUAAUUGUUAAGGAUGUAAACAAUCUCAUAUCUUGGCAGUCCCUUGUUUCUGUGCAAUUGGAUCAUUUAGUCAGGGAUAACGCUAUCCUCAGAUCUGAGGUUGAAAAGGUCAGGGAGAAGCAGAUAUCUGUAGAUAACAAGGGUGUUGUAAUAUUUGUAGUCUGUGUACUUUUCUCAUUGUUGGCCCUUGCGAGGCUGUUUAUAGAUAUUUUGGUUAGUGUUUAUACUGCAUUCAGUGUUCAUACAACAGAGAAAUCCAGGAAAUUUUGUUUGUUGAGCUCUUCCUGGGUUUCCUUAUUAGUGAGCUGUAUCAUUGUUCUAUUUAUAUUAUCAAUAUAAUCUUGGCUACUUCAUUCUUCUGGUAA
Molecule: messenger RNA, 2167 nt
Organism: Argentina anserina (silverweed cinquefoil)
Lineage: Eukaryota; Viridiplantae; Streptophyta; Magnoliopsida; Rosales; Rosaceae
Product: SUN domain-containing protein 4
Exons: 6
Coding region: 336-2141 (601 amino acids)
Biological process (GO): protein folding in endoplasmic reticulum
Cellular component (GO): cytoplasm; membrane
Molecular function (GO): calcium ion binding
Source: RefSeq, a predicted model, not a curated record